UACCCCCUGAAACCUGAAUAACGGCGAAGGAAGGGAUAUUUCUCAUCUGCGCUUGAUUUUUUUUUUAAUAAAUUAAAGGAUAAUAGAAUAAGAAAAAGAAGAGGAGAGAAAUCAGAACAUCUACUGGGAUUGUAGCAGCAGUCUUGUUGAAGAUGAUCCACAGUUUGUUCCUGGUGAACUCCACGGGAGAUAUCUUCCUGGAGAAGCACUGGAAGAGUGUGGUGAGCCGCUCGGUGUGCGAUUACUUCUUCGAGGCGCAGGAGCGCGCCAGCGAGCCGGAGAACGUUCCGCCGGUGAUCCCCACGCCGCACCACUACCUCAUCAAUGUGCUCCGACAUCGCAUCUACUUCGUGGCUGUGAUCCAGAGCGAGGUUCCUCCUCUGUUUGUCAUCGAGUUCUUGCACCGUGUCGUCGAUACGUUUCAGGACUAUUUUGGUGUGUGCACCGAGGCGGCCAUUAAAGACAACGUGGUGGUGGUGUACGAGCUGCUGGAGGAGAUGCUGGAUAACGGCUUCCCCCUGGCCACCGAGUCCAACAUCCUGAAAGAGCUGAUUAAACCUCCCACCAUCCUGCGCACCGUCGUCAACACCAUCACAGGAAGCACUAAUGUUGGAGAGCAGCUUCCUACCGGUCAGCUCUCGGUGGUGCCAUGGAGACGUACUGGAGUCAAAUACACCAACAACGAGGCUUACUUUGACGUGGUGGAAGAGAUUGAUGCCAUCAUCGACAAGUCAGGUUCUACGAUCACGGCAGAGAUUCAGGGUGUGAUCGAUGCCUGUGUGAAGCUGACAGGAAUGCCAGAUCUCACUCUGUCUUUUAUGAAUCCCCGGCUUCUGGACGAUGUGAGUUUCCACCCAUGUGUCCGCUUUAAACGUUGGGAAGCUGAGCGAAUUCUGUCCUUCAUCCCUCCGGACGGAAACUUCCGGCUGCUCUCCUACCACGUCAGCUCUCAGAAUUUGGUUGCCAUCCCGGUCUAUGUCAAGCACAAUAUCUCCUUCCGUGAGGGAAGCUCUCAGGGCCGCUUUGACCUCACUCUCGGCCCCAAACAGACCAUGGGGAAGGUCGUGGAGUCGGUGUUGGUGAGCAGUCAGCUCCCACGCAGCGUCCUCAACGCCAGCCUUAACCCUUCACAGGGUACCUACACCUUCGACCCUGUCACCAAGCUCCUGUCGUGGGACGUUGGGAAGAUCAACCCUCAGAAGCUGCCUAGUCUGAAGGGCACCAUGUGUCUGCAGGCCGGAGCUUCCAAACCAGAUGAGAAUCCAACCAUCAACAUCCAGUUUAAGAUCCAGCAGAUGGCCAUCUCAGGUCUGAAGGUAAAUCGGUUGGACAUGUACGGCGAGAAAUACAAACCGUUCAAAGGCAUCAAGUACAUGACCAAGGCGGGGAAAUUCCAGGUGCGGACCUAGAGGCUGACCUCCUCUCCAGCUUCCAGCUGUCUCCAGCGACAGCGAACGCACAGCAGGACGUCACGGCUUGGAGGGGGGGCUUGGAAACGGAGGAUGUGUGUAUGGGGUUGAUUUAAGUGGGAGCAAAUUUUUCAGGAUUUAAAGGAAUUCUUUGGUGAAAAUGCUGAUAACACUAUCUGAGCGCCGGUGGUUACACGUCAUUCUUAUAUGUAAUGGCAACAUUAGCAUUCCUCAGGUGAAAGUAUUCCUUUAAACGUAGCCACUGUUCUGUCGUGUGGAUGAAGGAAGCAUGCUCGCCGUGUAUAGAGUCUGAAGACCACACCGAUCUUCCUAGCGCUCGUAGCUUUAAUAAUUACAACCCAACAAAUUUGCUCCGUCUGCAGACUUCCUACGUAUUAUGCAUUACAUCGUCGUAAGAUGUUAAGACGUCCUGCUAUUCUUUUAUUGUGUCUUAUUGUAUCAGUUUAUUUAUUUUUUUCUCUUUCACUCACUCGGUUUGUCGUGGAAUUGUCUAUUUUGUUUAUUGAAAGCUUUAAUUAUCAGGAUAAAAGAUGGCAGCCGUGUUCCCGAUACGAUGUGGAAACCUACAUGAGAACUAUAAUAACGGGGAAACGUUUACAGUUAACUGAUUGAAAUCUAGCGCAUGCCGUCGUAACCCUGCCCUGGUAUUGAUCCUGCACUUAGCUCUCCAUUUUACUAAUGGCUUCACUGCUGAGACGCUACCAUUACUAAUCCCACAUCAGUGCUGUAUCCCCAACCACAUUACCCCUUAACUGUAUACAGUUCACAAGCACAUCAUCUGGACGGAUCUGUUACGCACACACACACACACAC
This is a messenger RNA of Hemibagrus wyckioides, 2243 nucleotides long. It is a transcript of the gene ap3m2, whose product is annotated as adaptor related protein complex 3 subunit mu 2. NCBI's taxonomy places the organism in Eukaryota, Metazoa, Chordata, Actinopteri, Siluriformes, Bagridae. Gene Ontology annotation, biological process: intracellular protein transport; endocytosis. Gene Ontology annotation, cellular component: cytoplasmic vesicle; clathrin adaptor complex. Bases 153 to 1409 code for a protein of 418 amino acids. The record is from RefSeq and is a predicted model, not a curated record. The transcript is spliced from 9 exons.